GAGCUGGGAAGCAAGAAGCCGGGAGCGCGGGGCUCAGUCGGGGGGCGGCGGCGGCGGCGGCUCCGGGGAUGGCGGCGGCUCCGCUGCUGCUGCUGCUGCUGCUUGUGCCCGUGCCGCUGCUGCCGCUGCUGGCCCAGGGGCCCGGGGGGGCGCUGGGAAACCGGCAUGCGGUGUACUGGAACACUUCCUUUCCCCACAGCCUGCGGCGAGAGGGCUACACGGUGCAGGUGAAUGUGAACGAUUAUCUGGAUAUUUACUGCCCGCACUACAACAGCUCAGGGGUGGGCCCCGGGGCGGGGCCAGGGCCCGGAGGCGGGGCGGAGCAGUACGUACUGUAUAUGGUGAGCCGGGCGGGCUACCGCACCUGCAACGCCAGCCAAGGCUUCAAGCGCUGGGAGUGCAACCGACCGCACGCCCCCCACAGCCCCAUCAAGUUCUCGGAGAAGUUCCAGCGCUACAGCGCCUUUUCUCUGGGCUACGAGUUCCAUGCGGGCCACGAGUACUACUACAUCUCCACGCCCACCCACAACCUGCACUGGAAGUGUCUGAGGAUGAAGGUGUUCGUCUGCUGCGCCUCCACAUCGCACUCCGGGGAGAAGCCGGUCCCCACUCUCCCCCAGUUCACCAUGGGCCCUAAUGUGAAGAUCAACGUGCUGGAAGACUUUGAGGGAGAGAACCCCCAGGUGCCCAAGCUUGAGAAGAGCAUCAGCGGGACCAGCCCCAAGCGGGAACACCUGCCCCUGGCGGUGGGCAUCGCCUUCUUCCUUAUGACACUCUUGGCCUCCUAGCUCUGCCCCUUCCCAUAACAGGGAGAGAUGGGGCGAGGCUGGGACAGAGCUGGGAGCAUUUGGCCUCUCCAAGGGAAGCCUAGUCGUGGGCUCUAGACCCCUCCUCCGAUGGCUUGAAGUGGGGUCUGCACCAUACAUCUGUGCCCGCCCCUUCUGCCCCCUCCCCCUCGUAGGGCACUGCAGUGGACCGGGUGCAGGGACAGCCACGGGUCCCAGGUGGCCUUGUGGCUCUGGUAAUGUUUGGUACCAAACCGGGGGGCCAUAAAGGGUAGUGCUCAGGACUGCCUGCCCCCUGGUACCUUUCUCUGACCCCUGGUGCCCUCCUCCUUUGUCCCCCCAGAGAGACAGAUGUGCCCCAGAGAGAGCAAAUCGAAGCGUGGGAGACACCCUCAUCACUCUCUUCCAGGGGCAGAACAUGGGGAGGGGACUAGAUGGGUGAGGGGGUGGCACCGUCCGCUGCCCCCUUCCCCUGUUUACAGCAAUAAGCACGUCCUCCUCCCCCCACUCCCACUCCCAGGAUUGUGCUUUGGAUUGAAUCCAAGUUUACAAGUUAGACACCCCUGGGGGGGGUGGGCAGUGGACAAGGGUGACAAGGGGUGGGCAUUGGGGUGCCAGGCAGGCAUGUACAGACUCUAUAUCUCUAUAUAUAAUGUACAGACGGACAGAGUCCCUCCCCCUCCUUAACCUCCUGACCUUCCUUGACUUCCCCUUCCAGCUUCAGACCCCUUCCCCACCAGGCUAGGCCCCCCCCACUGGGGGACCCCCUGGCCCCUUUUGUCUUCUGUGAAGACAGGACCUAUGCAACGCACAGACACUUUUGGAGACCGUGAGACAACAACGUCCCCUCCCCUCCAGCCCUGAGCCGGGACUCAACUCCCAAGACCCUGCCCUGCCCAUCCUCUGUGGUCCCCACCCAUCCUCCUGGGCCUUUUUCAAGUGCUUUGGCUGUGACUUUCAUACUCUGCUCUUAGUCUAAAAAAAUAAACUGGAGAUAAAAAUAA
Vicugna pacos (alpaca) is the source of this 1789-nucleotide messenger RNA. Lineage: Eukaryota; Metazoa; Chordata; Mammalia; Artiodactyla; Camelidae. The record is from RefSeq and is a predicted model, not a curated record.